AUGGCCGACGUUAAAUCGCCCCCUGCCAGCCGUGUCGCCGUGACCGCGCAAUCCGCGACGGAGCUCAUCGGCAACACUCCCCUCGUCCGGCUAAACAGGAUCCCCCAGAGCCUAGGUCUAGAGUGCGAUGUCUACGCCAAGGUUGAGCUCUUCAAUGCUGGCGGAAGCGUCAAGGACAGGAUAGCUCUGCGCAUGAUUGAAGAGGCUGAACGGUCAGGUCGCAUCAAGCCCGGCGACACCCUCAUCGAGCCCACCAGUGGCAAUACUGGUAUUGGCCUCGCUCUUGUCGGUGCCGUCAAGGGAUACAAGACCAUCAUCACUCUCCCCGAGAAGAUGUCUGCCGAGAAGGUCUCCGUUCUGCGCGCUCUCGGUGCCACCAUCAUCCGUACCCCUACCCAGGCGGCCUGGGACAGCCCCGAAUCCCACAUUGGCGUUGCUCGUCGCCUGGAGAAGGAGAUCCCGAACGCUCAUAUCCUCGACCAGUACGGAAAUCCCGACAACCCUCUGGCCCACGAGUUCGGCACGGCCGAGGAGAUCUGGACCCAGACCGGCGGAAAGGUCACGGCCAUCGUGGCGGGCGCCGGUACGGGCGGCACCAUCACCGGCAUCGCCCGCGGCAUCCGCAAGCACAGCGCCGACGUCAAGAUCAUCGCCGCCGACCCGCACGGCAGCAUCCUCGCCCUCCCCGAGUCGCUCAACGCCGGACACGCCAACGAGCCCUACAAGGUGGAAGGCAUCGGCUACGACUUCAUCCCCGACGUCCUGGACCGCGAGCUCGUCGACAAGUGGUACAAGACGGACGACCGCGAGUCGUUCCAGCUCGCCCGCCGCCUGAUCGCCGAGGAAGGCCUCCUCGUAGGCGGCAGCUCCGGCUCCGCCAUGGCCGCCGCCAUCCGCGCUGCCAAGGACUUCAACCUCGGCAAGGGCGACACCCUCGUCGUGCUCCUCCCCGACAGCAUCCGCAGCUACCUGUCCAAGUUCGCCGACGACGACUGGCUGGCCGCCAACAACCUGCUUCCCGAGGUCAACGGGUUCGAAGCCGGUCCGACCGAGGCCGUCGCCGCCGCGUCCACGGACGCUCACACCGCCGCUUCGGACCCGUACGGCGGCGCCACCAUCCGCGCCCUGCGCCUGAAGCCGGUCAUGUCGGUGACCAGCACCAGCCCGUGCGCCGAAGCCGUCGAGAUCAUGCGCGAGAAGGGCUUCGACCAGCUCCCGGUGCAGUCGCCCGGCGCGGGCCGCCUCGUGGGGCUCGUCACGCUGGGGAACCUGCUCAGCUACAUCUCGUCCGGCCGCGCCACGGGCGCGAGCCCCGUCAGCGACGUCAUGUUCGAUUUUGGCCGGCUCGAUGAGGUCAUCACCGACCCCCGGCAGGUGGGGCCGGCGGCGGCGGCGGCGACGCGCGAUGCGAGCGGGAAGAAGAACAAGAGGCACUUUGUCGAGAUCACCAUGGAUACGCCGCUGGCGGUGCUGAGCAAGUUCUUUGAGUGGAACAGCGCGGCGGUCGUGACGGAGAAGGCCGACGAUAGCAAGGCGCAGACCCUGUCCAAGCCGUUGGCCAUUGUGACCAAGGUGGAUCUCCUGACUUGGAUGGUCAACAAGAAGCUGUGA
Messenger RNA from Sodiomyces alkalinus F11, 1611 nucleotides. Its product is annotated as cystathionine beta-synthase. The transcript has 2 exons. Lineage: Eukaryota; Fungi; Ascomycota; Sordariomycetes; Glomerellales; Plectosphaerellaceae. The record is from RefSeq and is a predicted model, not a curated record. Gene Ontology annotation, molecular function: cysteine synthase activity; cystathionine beta-synthase activity. Gene Ontology annotation, cellular component: cytoplasm. Bases 1 to 1611 code for a protein of 536 amino acids.